GGUGUCCUUACAGUCGAUAUUUACAGAUGGCGAGUCCACCAUCUUUAGUACUACCGUACGAUGGUUUAACACGUCGAUGUGCUUAAAAACGAGGCUCUUUCCUUCUGUUCCAAUCGCGAAGGGGCUUCACAAUGGGUGCAUAUAAGUAUAUGCAAGAGUUGUACCGUAAAAAGCAGAGCGAUGUGCUUCGCUUUUUACUUCGCGUCAGAUGCUGGCAAUAUCGCCAGUUGACCAAAAUGCAUCGUGCCCCCAGGCCAUCCAGACCAGAUAAAGCUCGCCGUUUAGGUUACAAAGCUAAACAAGGUUUUGUCAUAUUCAGAAUCCGUGUGAGGAGAGGCGGCCGCAAACGUCCUGUCCCCAAAGGUGCAACAUAUGGGAAACCAAAAAGCCAUGGUGUUAAUCAACUAAAGCCCACCAGGAAGUUGCAGUCUGUUGCUGAAGAACGUGUUGGUCGUCGCUGCGGUGGUCUAAGAGUGCUGAACAGUUACUGGGUAGCUCAGGACUCUACAUAUAUGUAUUACGAAGUUAUAUUGGUUGAUCCUGCACACAAGGAAAUUCGUAAUGAUCCAAAGAUUAAUUGGGUUUGUAACGCCGUACACAAACACCGUGAACUUCGCGGAAAGACAUCGGCUGGCAGGAGCUCACGUGGAUUGGGUAAAGGACAUCGUUUCUCACAAACUAUCGGCGGUUCGCGUCGUGCAGCAUGGCUGAGACGAAACUCAUUAUCGCUUCGCAGGAAGCGAUAAGUUAUUUGAAUGUUUAUAAUUUAAAGACACACGCGAACAAGAUACAUCAUUCUAUUGAUAUAAUAUACGAACUGUUGUAUCGAUAUUAUGGUAUAUCCUGUGCGAAAUAAAAAUCCUUUCUUUAAGAACCGC
Molecule: messenger RNA, 878 nt
Organism: Colletes gigas
Lineage: Eukaryota; Metazoa; Arthropoda; Insecta; Hymenoptera; Colletidae
Gene: RpL15
Product: 60S ribosomal protein L15
Exons: 5
Coding region: 132-746 (204 amino acids)
Biological process (GO): cytoplasmic translation
Cellular component (GO): cytosolic large ribosomal subunit; ribosome
Molecular function (GO): RNA binding; structural constituent of ribosome
Source: RefSeq, a predicted model, not a curated record